CUCUCAUAUAAUCCUUUUGCACACGGGAAAGAUAUUUUGCUUUCAUUUGUUAACAAAUUGUUGACUGGCCACGAGUUAAGUAGGAAGAGGUUAGGCAGGAGACUCAAACUGAAAGAAUGAUGGUAAGAAGAACAGAGUCAUGGGGAGUCACCAGGAGAUUUGGAGGAAGCAGGAGAUGAACAUGCCAUGCUGACAAAUGGUACAACAAUGUGGUAGAUAGUGUAAAAGCCAUAUGGAUUAAUUUAAGGUGUAACUAUAGGUUAGUUAUAAGCCUAACCUAUCAGCAAAUCAUUUAUAAUUAUUAAUAAGUCUCUGUUUGAUUACUGGGCAGCCAGAUAGCAGAAGUAGAGCUAUGUGGCAAUACAGAAACCCCAACUACAAUGGUCUGCACUCUUAGGUGAUGCUCCUCCAAUUAAAUGUUUUCAGGAUGCUCCCUCUGCUAGAGUAUGUAUGUGAAGAGAAUGUCUCAUGUGAAACCAACUGGCCUAUUGCUUCUCUUUCCACUGACUAGAAACCUUCAUCCCUGGGGAUUAGAGACAGCCAUACACCACAGAGAAUAUUAGCAUUGUAUAAACUAUUUCUAUGAGAUUCCUGUGUUGGUGUGACUCUUUAAUUGAAUGAAUAUUGACGGUGGGUUAUUUGUAAUCUCUGCACCAAAGAAUUCCCCCCGAAAGAUUCUCAGCAUCGAAUCUAAGAAUGUUCAUGAAGUUCUUCACAGCACACUCUGCACUAAAGAGCAUCAGUUCACAAAGACUCUUUGCCCUCUGCUCUCCCAUCUCUGGAAGCAAAGGAGAAAGGGCCACUGGGCAAACUGACAGUCCUCACUGAGGGACAGCUGUCAUGGUCACCAUCCUUUCAGGGCCACUCAGCUCUUCCCCCACAACAAACUCUCGCUCUCCAGUUCUUCAUCAGCCAUCUUCAUGUGCUUGGAAGUCCAUCCAUUUCCCAGGAUCCUCUCUUGUGGGUGUUUACCUUAAGUUGACCUCCUAUCAUACCCUCCAGCUGAGUUAGGUGGCCAGGUAAAAAGAAAAGUAAACCAGUGAGGAAGACGACAGGCCUCAGACACAGUGAGCAGCUCAGUAGACACUCAAGGCUUUGAGUGUGGUUUCUGGAAGGACAGCAACAAACAUCUCAACUGCAUGUACAUUUUGUUUGCAGUAGUGGCUUCCAUACACAAGAGGCAAAAGAAAAACCCAAGCAGCGCAGGAACUUCACCUUAAGUGAGUGUAUUUAUUCCUUAGAAACAAUAACAUAGUCUGUUAAAGACUUCAGACUAUUCUCAUAUGAGUGUGAGGACAUUCCUUUCUGACUACACACAAAAAAGGUGCUUCUCAAGAUUUUUUUCUGAAACAUCUACAGUUGUGGUAAUCUACAGCCUGUAGUCUGCCUUAAAAACCUCAGAAGAGCACAAGAGGAAACUCCCUCCUGGAAGAUUCCUCCUAGUGGUCCAGACGGUAAAGAAGAAUCCAGGUAGGCUUUUCUGUCAUCACCUCACCACCUCCCAAGCUCUCACUCUAGUUUGUAGACUGUCUCCAUCUUCUAGGCUUCAGUAUAGUCCUGACGUAUCUAAUAGGGUCUGGUUGGUAAAUAAAGUAACAACCAUGUAUGAAGCAUGAGGCAGCAUCAUGCUCAGGAUGCUGGUGUUUGUACAACAGGCUCUCACAGAAGACAGAGACACAAAUAGAGGCAGAUGGGGAAGCAACAGUGUUCAUACAGGUUCAGUGUUUCCAUACAAACAGGUGAAAAUAUCUUAAGAAGAAUGUCAUUGGUAGCUAUACAAUGCUGUGGUUCUGAAAAUAGCUAAAAUUAUCAAACUUGUGUUUUCUAUACUUUGCAACAAUGGCAGUCUAUAAAUCCACAAUGAAUAAGAUGUUACCUAGGAAAGAUGUUGUGCCAUGGACUGUUCAGAGAAAGUAUUGAUGAGGCUUCAGUCUCCCCUGGAGCUUUCAGGUUGGAAGAAGGCUCCGAGUGUAGCUGAUAUCAUACACUAGCUGGGACUCCAGUCCACAUGGUCCUCUGUGAUGGUAACACAGAAACAGAAGUUGUGGGUAACAGGGACCCAGAGCCAUUAUCAGUACAGAGCCAGGCCAGAAAGGAUGAGUGAAGAAGACACAGUGGAAAGGGCUUGCGUGGCCUACACGCUUGUCUGAGGUUCUCCUACCUAGAGUCCACAGCCUCGUUAAAGGACAUCAGUGAUUUCUUUAAUCAAACAUGAGAAUUUUUCACACAUUACUUUCAUGCAGUUUUCCUGACCCAUUUGUAUUGCCUGCUUGACCUCUCACCCACAUACAUUGUAUAUAUACACUAUCCCAUUCAUAUGUGGCUGCUUUGUCAUUGUCUUCUGGAACAAUUACAUGUGCAUGUGUGUGUGUUUGUAUAUAUAAAUAUAUGUAUGUAUAUAUAUCCCAUGGAUCAUUGCUUUCUGGCCCUCUCAGUCAUGUAUUUAGACUAUCCCACAUUCAAACAUUGAUCCCAUUUUGAAUGUAAAUCUCAAGGGCAUUUCUUCUCACAACUGCGGACUCCACCUGACACUUGACACAGAUCUUCUGGGCAAUCUUCUCAUUUAGUACAGACACAGGGAGACCUCUGAUGUCAGUUUCAUAAGGAGAAAACAAAACUUUGUACUCACAAAGUCCUAAAUUAGAUACACAUUAAACAAUGAAAUCCUCAUACCAGUCAUCAACUUCAUUCCCCAAAUAGUGUCUAAUAUCAUGGAAAGACACCCCAGCCCUUAGUCAAUACAGGUGUCAACUUUGACAAAGGCCACAGUGACCACUCACAGUGUGGCUGCUUGAAAAUGGCAGAACCCUGGUCCAAAGAAGCCCUGAGGUAACGGGGCUCUCAAGCACGUGUGAGGCACGAGACCAGCCCAAGACCCUGCCCCAGUCUCUUGAAAGUCGUUUAACUACAGGAAAACGUGAUGGCACUACCAAGAUGAAAGAUAUCAGAAGUGAGCAUUGGGACAGAGCAGGGCCAGAUGCAUCUAAAUGAUAACCAGCUGCAGAAGCAACAUUGUAAUCUAGCAUCUUUAACUUUCUAUGUGUAAACCCCAAAGGAUUUGGUUUAGCAGAUACAUGGUACCACAGAGAUAUUUAAGAAUUAUUUCUUCGUUACUGAACAUGGUCACCAUUUACCAACUGAAGAGAGUAGGAUGCAAAUUAACAGAGGAACAGGGCAAACUAAUCCCUUCCAUAUCCCCUGGGAGGAAUGAAGAUGAGAAUGUGUUUGACUACAACACCUUUGCUGUGACAGAUCUGAGGUCAACAUGAGGACUACUUCCAGCUGACAUCAGAGGUCUCCUGUGUCUAGACUAAAUGACCAGAUGGCCCAGAGAAGCACGCACAAAUGUCAGAUGUAUGCUGGACUUCUGAGAAAAAUGCACUAGAGUUUCACAUUCAAAAGCACCUGCAUAGACACACUGCAGGAGGGACUAGAGCUGAUUCCUCAGAGAGACAGACACAGAAGCUGCCUUCUCAGAGGAGACAGACACAGAAGCUGCCUUCUCAGAGGAGGCAGAGGGACACAAACUGGUUCCUCAGCAGAGGCCGAGAAGUGAGCAGAAGCAGACCUUUGCCUAUGUCACCUUCUUCCCUAGGGACAGGACUGCAUUGACAGUGGAACCGGAGCGAGUGCAGACAUUUGGCUGGAACCCCACAGCCCUCAUUCUCUCCUCAGCGCUCCUCUCCUGACUUACUGCUUUGCUGCUGAGAGGAUGGAAACACUUGAGAUGUCUUUAGAGACUGCAUGGGAUCCCGAGGACUGGUCUGUCAAAUCUUUCCACAAAGCUCCCCUAUUCUGUCAUUUCCUCCUGACAGUGUCAUCAACAUCACACUGGCUCCUCAUCCUAAAUCUUUGUUCUUCACCCCAUCCCCCAGUAGUGUCCAAAGCUCUCAAGGUGUUAAAGGUGACCCAGCUUUUCCCUUGGGUAUUGUCUCAGGAGGGCACUUUAGAACGUACAAUAAAAGUCUUCAUGCUCUUGGAAAAAUAGAACUAAGCUCCUCAUAGAGAGUCACGGGGGAUGUACAGAUAGUAUAUCUCAAGGACAUAAUCACCUGAUCACAAUUUCAAGACACAGAGGCAUCAUUCUGCAAUUCCCGGGUCGGUGACAGGAGAAGGGAACUCCCUCUCUGCUCUAUGUGGAAGGCCUCAGGAGGCUCAUACACCCUGCUCAGAGGCCAACAAGCCUGUGGGGAAUGUGGUCAUGCUUACCAGAAACUGACUGAAAAACUGCUUCCUGCAUGCUCACCACACAGAUGCAGCAAGAACUCAGAUCUUAAAUAUCACACAGGAAAUCAGUGGCCACCGGCCCUGGCCCUCUGUCCACACCUAAAGGUUUAAAAGUGUGAGCAUGAACAGGUGACAACUGAGGACAGCUCAGACCUCUGAAGAUGUUCCUGCUCCUGAUCGUGGUGGUGGCUAUCCUGCCAGUCAGCACUGAAGGAGGACAAAUCUUUUGGGGUACAGAGGCCAAACCCCACUCCCAUCCCUACAUGGCAUUCUUAAGGAUUUAUAGAAACAAAUCACGCUCUCGAUGUGGUGGCUUCCUGGUGCAAAAAGACAUCGUAAUGACAGCAGCUCACUGUUAUUCAAGGAAAAUAAUUGUAACCUUGGGUGCUCACAAUAUCAAGAAAAAGAAUAACACCCAGACCAUUCCUGUUAUUGACGCCAUCCCCCAUGAGGGCUAUAACAAAAAGCUGAUCAAUGACAUCAUGCUACUGAAGCUGAAACACAAAGCUCAAAUCAAUAACGCUGUGAAGACCAUUGCCCUUCCAAAGAGCAAUGACUGGGUGAAACCUGGGCAGGAGUGCACAGUGGCAGGCUGGGGAAAAAAAGGAAAUUGUCAAAUGCCUAACAAACUGCGGGAAGCGAAGCUAGAAGUUCAAGAAAGCAAGAAGUGCCAAGAAAUGUCCAAAACCUACAACAACUCCAUCCAGCUCUGUGUGGGAAAUCCCGAGAAGAAGAAUGCUACUGCUGGUGGAGAUUCCGGGGGACCCUUUGUGUGUCACGGUGUGGCCCAGGGCAUUGUCAGUUAUCACUUUUGUACCAAGAAACCUCCACGGGUUUUCACCAGAAUCUCAAGCUUUUUACCUUGGAUUCAGAAAACAAUAAAAGUCCUUCAAAAACCCUAGAAGUCAAGCCCUGAGUCUGGGCCAGUGUCCAGCAUCAUGGGGUACAGCUAUCGGAAUCUUAAUAAAGACAUCUGUCUUCAUUAAA
Messenger RNA from Mesocricetus auratus (golden hamster), 5214 nucleotides. RefSeq names its product mast cell protease 8-like. Gene Ontology annotation, cellular component: intracellular membrane-bounded organelle; cytoplasm. Gene Ontology annotation, biological process: proteolysis. Lineage: Eukaryota; Metazoa; Chordata; Mammalia; Rodentia; Cricetidae. Gene Ontology annotation, molecular function: serine-type endopeptidase activity. The record is from RefSeq and is a predicted model, not a curated record.